AUGGCUAGCAGCUCUUCGGACAGGCUUCUCGUCUUAGACUCUCACAACAUCUACGAUUGCACCCUCAUAGACACAGCUACAGACGAGGUCGUGUUCCGUAUCCGUCCCGUCCGAUACUCGACCUGGCUAUACAUCGAUCAUGGCAUUCGACGGGAGCACGUUCAGAUGAACGCUACGGUCAUUCAAAACGAGAAAGGUAUGGACCUGGCUCUAGUUGGAUGGAGCGAGGCAGGCGAGCCGCGUUGCGUCGUGCUGGGCUCGUCGAAGGGCGAGCGCGACAUCGGCGCGCGCCAUCAUCUCAGUCUCGGGGAGCUUUUCCAACACGAAGGCGUCGAGUGGGCCCACUUGUGCGUUCCAUCUGCAACUCGGUCGAACGAGUAUAAAAUUAAAACGCGUCUACGCGCGGAGUGGGAGCUAAAUGCCUUCGGCGCCUCGCUCCUGAACUUCAAUCGAUCCGUGCGCGCCCAGUUCUAUGAGCACCAUGCUGCAUGGUCUCUGUACGACAUCGAGCCCGUCAAAAAGGGGAGCACGGCGGAAGCCUAUGACUAUUUGCGCCUUCAGAGCCCCACACAGAAUCUCCCAGAAGUGCUCGCGACGUUCCUUCUCGUUGAAACGGCUCGUCGGAAGAUCUUCAUGAACCGACCGCAAGCACCUCAUGGUCAACGUGCGCCUUCUAUUCGCCCGCGCCGUCCAAGCCUCGUACAUCGCGUUUCAAGCUUCGGUAAAGAGCUUCUGAUGCGAGCACGCUAUGGCUCUCCCGAGAGCGACGAAUCCUUCUAG
Messenger RNA from Peniophora sp. CBMAI 1063, 780 nucleotides. Lineage: Eukaryota; Fungi; Basidiomycota; Agaricomycetes; Russulales; Peniophoraceae. The record is from the annotation of a GenBank genome assembly.